Xyrichtys novacula (pearly razorfish) is the source of this 37404-nucleotide messenger RNA. The record is from the annotation of a GenBank genome assembly. Lineage: Eukaryota; Metazoa; Chordata; Actinopteri; Labriformes; Labridae.
GGGUUAAAAGAGGGAACUGAUGCGAUGUGUGAAUGCUUUGUCGAACAAAGUGCGGCAGUGACCGUAGUCCAUGAACUAUCGCUCAAAGCCACAUUUAAGAGUGAACAGAGACAUGAUCCAGACGUGGUAGACCAUAACCAAUCGAUGCUUCCCAAGGUAAGACUGGAUAGAUCUCAUGAAAGUUUUUUUCUAAAAAAAGGGUUUCUGUGUAUGUUUUUUUCAUCAUUCUUCUUUCUUCCUCCUUGCUGUCUUUUUUUCCCCCGCAGACUGACCCUGAGCUUGGCCAAAACCAUUAAAGAGCAAAUGUGAGCUGUGAAUGGGUAAAGAGCUCGAGAAAACUGCACCUUCAAAGCUUCAAAUCUUUUCACUUUUUCUACAAGUGUUACCCAGAUUGAUGAGAAAUGACAGGUAGAAGAGUUUUCAGUGGUAUUGUAUUGAUUAUUGUCCAAAGAGAUAAUUGAAAUGGGGCGUUUAGCUGCUACAAACUUUAUCUGCUGUCAGGGAGACCUUGAACAAACACAGAGAGGCUGUGUAGGAUUUUUGGUGAGUGGACCGUCUUACACUAAGACAUGAAUUUGUCGAUGAUAAAUUCAAGUUAUCUUAGUUUUUUAUUUAACUUUUCUUGUGCAUGAAAAGAAAAACUACAGCCUUUGUGUGGCUACAUCUAUUCAAACUCGGUCUCAUCACAUGGCUCUUUUUUACGAAUCUAAAGUUUUGUGUACAUGGGCACAAAUAACUAGUUUAAAAGCACUUCAAAGUACAUUUAGAAAGCUUAAAGUAGAGUGUGGUUGAGAAUAUAAUGCCUGAAUAUCCUCUUUUGUUGUAGUAAAGAUUGUUGGGUUAAAGGUUAUGUAGUAAUUAGCAGCAUUUAGCAGAAAAGACUUGGUGGAAAUGUUAAAAUUAGUGUUUUUUUCCCUGAAUGUAAAGGUUGUUUUAUUUUCGUUAACCCAGAAUCAGCCUUCUGUAUCUACAUAGGAGCAGGUGUCCUUCAAGGGGGGCUGCAUCUUUCACAGCCAUGUCCCCAGACAAGAAGGUGAAACAAAAUAGUAACAUAAGAUAUUUUAUGCUUUGUGGGAAUUAGUGCAGAUUUUUUUGUAAAAGAAAAUAUUGAGUGAAUGGGGUUUCUCAUCAUAAAAGGUCACCAAUGGUUCACCAGUGGGAGGGUGAGAGUUUCCAUUUAGAAUCUGACUGCUAGAUAUUCCUAUUUCAACACAUAAAAACAGGACUUGUGCAUCAAAGACUGAAGUCCAAGUCCAAAGUAAGUAGUUUAACUGACGUAUUCACCAACAUGCACAUCCAAAUAUAGCCUAGGAAGCAAAAUCUUUUAUUAGAGUUUACAUUUUACCCAAACCAUGACUUUUUUGAACCUUAACCAACCUAACCCAACACAAAAAGCUGGCCACUUUGGCUGGUAACAGUCAAAAACAAUCAGACAUAAGCUGUACAUAAUCAUAGAUAUGACAAAUACCAACACAUCGAUUCAACACAUGUAACUUAAGUUAGAUUGAUUAGCACAAGCUAACCUGCUGUGGUGUAGAGGAGAAGGAGAAAAGAUCUUUGUUGGUAUACAAACAUAAUACUUGACCAGGCUUUCUGGACAUGUAGGGUUGUAGAGCUGUGUCAUCUUUUCUCUGUGUGUUGUAUUCGUUAGUAUUACUUAAGCAUACGUCUUUCUUGUGAGUGGCAGAGGUGAAAUGUUCAUUGUAAUUGUUUCAACAUUCAUCAAAGCCAGCACAAGCAGAGCAAGGUCCUGUCUGUCACUUCAGCGUGGAGUAAAUUUCUCUAGACAUCUCUGGAACUAUCACGAUCAACUUGUGGAUGACAGCAAACCUGGCUAAUGCUUAUGUAUUUGGCCCCUAUUAAUCAUUAACCCCUCUAACCCCAUGAGGGAGUCACUUUUACUGAAUAAAUUCAGGCCCAGUUCUGGUCCAGAUUUAAUCAAAAUAAGUUUUUAAAAAAGUAUUAAAAUAAAAGGAACAAUAAGAAGGAAAAUAAGUAAAUGUGUUUAAAUUGUUGCAUGAAGAGGCUGCUGAGUGGACUCAGAUUAACAGAAAUAGUCAUAGCAUAGCAAUGCAAAUCCAGACAUGCAUUUACAUUCAUGCAGCUUGGCCUCCUUAAUACGACGAUUGCAUUAAACAAAGCAAAUUACAGUUAAACAGCUACAUGUCUCCAAUUUUUACUUGCUGGGCCACAUCAAGAAACGUAAGGACUAAAUGAUGUUUGGUUUGGGGUUUUACAUUUCAAUUUAGCCCCAGGCCUGGAAGCCAUUAAGUCCUAAUCUGAAUCCUGGUCAGUGCCUGCUCCCUGGAGCAGAAAGUAUGGUUUUAUUAGCAUCAAAUCAUAUGCAGCAUUGAGAAUGCUCCCACUCAAACACACACAUAUACACACACACUGACUUCGACCCAGCCCACGUCCAAUAAUGGCAAAAUAGCAUCUCAUUACUGGCCAUUAGAUUUGUAUUACUUUCAUUUGAACCGGCAAUACAUCUCAUAUUCAUAAAGGGAACAAAGUCACAACAUGAAAUAGUGACACAGCUGCAUGAUGGGAGCUGAGAGACAGGGCCGGGAACAAAUGAUUCAUAAAAUGAAACAGUUUGAAAAUGUCGUUUUUAUGAUCGGGGGCAGACUGUUACUGACAAAAUGUAACGCCCACUAAUGUGCUGACAGGUUAGACUACUGUAGGUAAUUAAGCACUUUAAAACGUCAGGUAUUGAGUAGAUUUUUUUGUCCAUUUUUUUUUUUUUAAUUCGAGUCAAAUUGUAAAUAUAUGUGUGCGUGAGUGAGGAAGAGGAAGGAGAAGUGAGGGCAAAGAGAGUGAAACCUCCUCCAUCUCUUUGGCACAACGUCCAUACUGAGUAUCUCUCGCUGAUGGACACAGCACAUUAACCGGCUCAUUAUCAGCCUCCCACCAUAUGGACGCGGGCCGGGGUGGGUCAGAGCCAUGGCCGCCUCGAUCCGCGCCCCCCUAAUUAGGACAAUUACGCCAUCUCCAUCACGAGGGCCAGUUACACAAAAUGGUGUCGCGCCCUCGCCGAGAUUGGUGUCACGGAGUCCAGAGUGUGAGAGGCGGCGGGAGGAAACUGCGCUGUCGUUCUGCAGGCACCGCCGAGCUCACAGAGCAAUUACCCCGGGUGAGAGGUGGCAGAGUGUGAGGGUGAGUGUGGGAGAGAGGAGAGCAGGCGAGCUAGAGGGCAAGUGAGUGGGGAGGAAAAAACAGAGAGAAAAUGGUCAGGAGAUGGAGAGGGGAUGAAGGUGACAACCUGGACCACAGAGAGAGGUUAUGGUAUCAAUGAAGUUAACAUUUGGUGACUUUUGGAUGGAUUGACUGUGUGGAUACCCUGCUGGACAAGGACGAUGACUUUCUCCAGUCAUUUAACCUCAACUGGACCCAUUGAAGUCAAGUCCCUUUUUUGUAGAGAACUGGUUACAUGAAUCGGCCAAUGCUUUGGAAAGUACGCCAGCAAAAGAGCAAUGCCUGAACCCAGUGAAGCACAACAAGAUAUCUCCCAACACAUCUAAAGAUCACAGAUUAUUUGGAGUAAUUUCUAGCAAACUCUAUUUGAAAAGGUAAGACAGCAAUUGUUAUCUGCUUAUGGGGGGACUUGAUCCUUUUAGGACCCUCCAUUGGGGGGGACAUCAAGCAAAAGCCACAGUUAUUAUGUUCUGUAGGACUAAUAGGCAGUUUUUGGCAUUGCAUAAAGGCAGAUUUGUACCAAACCACCAAAAACAGCAACUGUGAAAGAUACUGAAUUGAUUGACUACUUUGGACCUUGAACCAGCUAAUCUUUCAAAGAUUUUUGAAACCCUUUCAUCAUCAAGACUAUUGAAAAGAAAAGCUCAAAAAGCUAACAGUGUGACUAAUAGAGAGGAAAACAGUCAAUUGUAACAUCCUUUGAACUCCACUAAAGCACAGGAGACAUGCAGCGUAGUUUCAAGAAAACUAAGACGUGAUUAAGAUUUGCAAGACAGUCAAAAUGAGCUUCUCACCUAGCUGAGGAGAGAGGCGGGGAAGAAAAGGAGCUUAUAUUUGCAUUUACAGAAUAUCAUUCAAGUUUACAUUCUCGAUACUAGUCUUUGUCGCACAUCAAAACUUGAAAUAAUUCAUGUUUCUGUCAAGAUGUUUUUGAGACUUUUACAGAGCAAUAGGCAAGAGCUCUGGGUAUGCAAAACUAGAGAACACCUGAGUCUUCAUGUAUUGAUGUGUAGGGCCAUUGACCAUUCGAGUAUACAUGACAGUUCAGGAAGAAGAAAAUGCUCCUCACCUCACUGAAAUGAUGAUGUACACAUUUGUAAACAGAUGUGAGGGAAGGAUUAAAGCAAUUAAACAUAUUCCUGAAUCAAAGAAAUAUAAGUUGAGUAAAUAGCAGGUAUUUAGAUGCUAUAGGCUUGAUGGUGCAAUAAUUAGGCCCCAUUCAUUGGAAGUGUUGUUUGAAUGAUCUCCAGGCAAACAGCCCCGGACUUAAAGCUCAUCUUCAAUCUAAAGCAGACUCUGUUUUCCUCCAGUUCUCCUCAUGACUACCUGAUGUUCAACCAGUGAUGUUUUAUUUUCCUCCUUUCAUAGCAGAAUCCUUGAGUCUUAAAUUAGGCCCUGAGGGUGUCUGUAGAUCGAUAGGCUCACUGCAGGUGCACAGUGAACAGGAACAACAAGAGAGGCCAUUUUCUCUCCCCUUUCAUCGGAAUAAAACAGGCUUGAUUGGGAGCGAUGAGUGGAGAGAAAUGCUUGAGUUCCUGUCCACCACUGGUUCAGGUGUUACACAUGUUUUUUGCAGCCUGUGUUGAUUAGGCAGGCAUGAUAUUGACCAUGUUGUACAGCAAAACGGAGAUCAAGCUGGGUUACAACAGGGAGGACUGAAUUCCUGAAAACAAACUGGUAUUGAUUAGAGAAAGUAAGUUGAGUAAGCAUUUUACAAGAGGCUGCUUCUAAGGCCCAAUCUCAUGUCGGAAUCCCAUCCAGCACCACCUUUACUUCCAUUUUACUUCAUGUUACUGCUAACAUCAGCUGCCCUUAUUGACUAUGUGAAGUAUUCAUGCAAAGGCUGAGCAUUUUCGAGUGCAACAAGUGUGUACUUGGAUCAGUGUAAAACUAAAGUUACCUUCAGCGGAGUCAAAUUUUCUCCAAAAUACCCGCUCUGAUACGCAGAGCAACCUACAGCCACUUGAUGGCAGGAAACUCUGAAGAAUAAUUUGGCUUUUCAAUGAAAAAAUAUUCUGAGUGCAUAACUGAAUUAAAAAUGAAACAGUCUUUUUUGUGCAGGGGGAAGACUCGCAUCAUAUUGAGAGUGAAGGACAGAGCAAAGCUGUAAAAGUAUUUACUGAAUAAAAUGACACAGAUCAAUGAAAGCAAACCGUCUCUGCUGCUGAUGUUUGGUUUGUUAGAUAUCUAGUGAGUACAUGUGUAUUUUCCCUUUUAAAGGAGUAUUACUGUUUAUUUAAAGGGUAUCAGAAGAAAGAGUACGUUUCCCAUAUUAUGAAGCAUUUUGAUAUGCUUUUUUACCUUUAUUUAGCUGUAGUGUGAAAAAGAUUUAGAAAUCUUAUCCAGAUUAUGUUGUCCUAUCACACAGGUGGAACUACACACAAUAUAAACUCACAUUACCAUCAGCACCUAGCUAAUCAUUUACAUGUUUAAAGAAUCAACUUCUUGAGUAAGUGUGAUUAAAACUGGACUUUAAAACAUGUAAAUACAAACUGAAAUUGCACUAAAUUGAAUAUCUGAUAGUUUGACUAACAUACUCAGAUAAUGCAGUUUCGGAUAGAUUCUCCUCCAUCAAACUAAAACUGGCCUAAGUGUUCUCCACAUGCUCCAUGGUCCACAUUUCAGGGUUUGACCCAGAAGUUGAAUAGGAUUAAUGCAUUGCUAGGAAGUUAGGUAGUAAACAAAACCUUGGCAGAAGAAGAGAUUCAAAGAGGUUCUGAAUUAUUUAUAAAAUUUACAGAGCUGUAGAAGUGAGGCUGUUUCGUUGUUGAACAUACAUGUGGUUAGCAUCUUGCUAAUGUGUUUGCAGUUUGUUUUGGUGAGUGAGGCGGUUGGCCGACUGGAAGACAAGCCCAAAAGUAAUAAGCUGUAAGGGAGCAUAUCACCUCCCUUUGUAAAUAAAUUAGUUCUUGCCUGUAAACAGGGUACAGCAGCCCAGUAGUCCAUUUAAAUUGCCCUGUCGAGAUUCAAUUGUUAUUCAACGUAACUGUGCAUUAAUACUGAAUGGAAUACCAAGCUUGUGGUAAUGGGAGAUUACAUACCAAACUCCCAAACCUGCCCCCUGUUGUGAAGUGUCUGGCAUCUGUAAACAGAGGCCGAAGCAGCAUUAGCAAUGGGGAAAGUCAAUCAAAAACUAAACUCAGUUAACCAUCAAAAACAGUUUAUCCGUUUAUCUUGUUCAGUUGAAAGAAGGAGUAAAAGUGGGGGGUCUAGAAAAACGGUUUAAAAAGUAGGAGGGACUUGCCAACUGCAACCUAAUACCCACGGUUUGUAAUGAAAACAGGUGUCUAUACAACAAGCUAUCAAGGGCAACUUGUGUCAAAUAUAAUAUUAUUAAGCUGAACAGGCUCAGUCAAAAUGGAAUAUAAUAUUCAUAUCUACAUAUGUUUAUAUUAGUAAAUAAUCACCUUAAUGUAAAAGCUUUUUAAAUCUACACAAGACCUAGCCCCUACAACAGAGGCCACCAACUUGCACCGCCAUGUUUCUACUGUAGCACAGACAGCACAAACUAGACACAUACACUGUUUGUAUUUAGUAGAGUGAGAAGAGUUGUUCUAUGAAAUAAAUGUCUGUACUGAUGGACGCUUUUGAUGGUAAAACUUGACAAAUAAGGCUCAAACUCAUUAUGGAUCAGAGAAUCUUCUUGUCCUCAAAGGCCACUUUCACCUCAAUGAUCAGAAGGGUGAGCAGGGGAGUAUUUCAUUCUAGAGUUUAACCACUACUUACUGCUAAGUAGUGGUUAAAUCUUGGUCUUUUUGAUGAUAGUGGUUAAAUCUUUCAUCUUGCACGUGAUGUAACUUUCAUAAGGAAGUGAAACUGUAUUAUCCAAGAAUGAAUGUGUCAAAGUCAGACAGCAACUAGUUUGAUGAUUCAGAAGUUUGACUUCUGCUUUUCUCCAAUACAUGAAACUGACUGAUGACUUUGAUUUCCAUUUUGCUGAAAUCCUAAAAAAGAGUGAAAGAGAGAAAAUCAACCCUUGAUUUUUUUCUUGAUUUUUUCGUCUGCUGUUCAGCCAAGUUCUGUACUAUCUUCCCUCCAACACUAUGCCACUUUGUUUUAAUGCCACAUACUGAUGGAUAUCAUGAUUUUCUAUUACCAUCACAUCAAUCUAAUACAGUAUUUUUGCCGUGUGUGGUUAUUUUCAUGCAUGUUGAUGACUUCUGGUUUUUAUAUUUCACUCAACAUUUCAAACAUAGACAUGUUUGCUAUAAUUCCCCAAAACUAGACAUUACAUACAGAACAGGAAAACAGAUGAGGCAAAGCAACUUACAAAAAGCAGGGUAUAUGUUCCAGGAGGAAGAUGAAGUCAUUUAUGUAAGAAAAAAAAAAAAAAACUCAUAGGGACAGGACUACUACUCUUGAAAGUCUUGAGUUUAACCCGUAUUUAAGGAUGGGGUUAGGGUUAGGGGUUUGUUUGCAGGUUAAAUGAAGCCCAUGUUUUAAUCUGAAUAAAAAGUUCCCCUUCCAUCCCUUGGAAACUACAGAUGCAUCUCAUCUUAAAAUAUCAUUAAAAUAAUGAUUUAUUUUAGUAGUUCAGUUCAAAAAGCAGAACUUGUAUAUCAUUUAGAUUCACCACACAAAGACUGAUAUAUUUUAAGCUUUUAUUUCUUUCACUUUGAUGAUAGUAACUUACAGAGAACUCAAAGGAGAAUCAUGGGCCGUAUAACACCUCAGCAGAACCACAGACUGUUUGCCUCCUGGCUAUGCAGCAAUGCAGCAAUAAUUCAUGCAAAAUGAGCCCCAACCGAGUAUCGAGCGCUGUACAUGUUCAUGCUUAUCUGUAGUCCAGCAUUUCUAUGUUUAAAAUACUUUUUUUUAAUUCUAUAUUCUGAUUUUCUGAGCUACUGAUUUUUUUGAUUUUCAUUAUCUGUAAGAUACAAGAUAAAGAUACAAGAACAUUAUUUAUCCCCAAAGGAUAAGUUAUCAUCAUCAAAAUUACAGGAAAUAUAUCAGUUUGUGUAUGAUGAAUCUAUAAAAUAAGGGGGCUUUCACACCUAUGUCGUUUGGUCCGGACUUUCAGGUGUGAUAACACCGAUGAAUGUCACUGUAGAACCGAAUUACUGAAAUAAAUGAACUUUUUGAUGAUAUCCUAUCUAGUUUAUAGAGAUUCACCUCAACAUCACAUCAAUGGGUUAAGAUUUGAACUCCCGCCUCUUCUGCUGCUCUAUUGGCUGCUGCCCUUGUCCUGACACGCUAUUGGCUACGUGAUCUCGGAGGAGGGGCGAUCUCUAGGAAGUGAUUCAGUUCUGUUGUUUCUGUUUGCGUUUGGAAAGUACCCCAACUAACAGUCUAACUGCUUUCACCGGUAAUUGGAUGCGGUACAGAUUAAAACACGGCAUUUCAUCGACAUGUUUCAACACUGAAAACUCAUCUGACAACGUACUGCAUUUAUCCUCGACGGAGUUUGGUGAAUAAAUCAGCAGGUAAGUCGUAAAAUAAUAAACCAUGUUGUGAUUGAGACAGCAGGAUCAGCUGUUAGUCCUCAAUGUGAACCGCUGGUCUCUUUCCAUCAAUGUUAUCAAAGUUAUUUAACCGUUUCAGCGGUUUUCGGUCGUUGGUUUGACUGCGGGACAAAUUUAUACUCUCAAUCUGCAAAUUAAAGCAGGCUUUCCCAUUUGACUUUCAUUAAAGUCGACAGAAUCAUCAUCAAUUGACAUAUGUUUCUCAUACUUUCUGUUAUGUUUUCUUAAACCCAAUCAGUUUUAAUGGCACCAAGAAAGGCAGCAUUACCCAAACCUCUCCCAGAGGGCUUCAUACUGACUGACACAGAGAAGAAGAAAUGGAGGCUUGGCAAAAUCCUCGGUCAAGGUGGAUUUGGACUGAUCUACCUCGGUAAAUAUGAAACUCUUUGUUAUUAAGUCACACCUACGCACACCUGUUGAGUGCAGACAAGUUUAUUCAUAAAGGAGGUUUAAAGACAGCUCAAACUGAUCAAUGUGCUGUUCAGCCAAGACAGACAGUAAAAAGAAACAAAAGCAAAAGAUUAGAGCACCCGUACACAACAACACACAAAUAUUAUAAUAGAUAAAUGAUGGCGAUUAAGCAGAUAAGAUCAGAAGUAAGACAAUAAACAGAGUUAUUUUGAAAUACUUUUCAAGUAGACAGGAAGAGUCGAGCUUGACUUGAACUGAAGGCCAUCAUGAGAGAGUGGUCCAAAGCAGUGGACUGGAAAUGUGACUAAACAGUUCAUCUAAAAACAGGUAGACUGUUUCAUAUUUGUAUGACUAGGGGGCAUCCACCGCAAAGACUUGAUCCACUCAACUUUCAAGUUUACAGCAGCAGUCCAGUUUGGUAAUGAUUUGACUUGGUAAACCCUGAUCUGACUUGUGUUUCCAUGGUCAACUGGUGCUUCAUGGAGGAAGCAUUUGGGCUGUCAUUUAAACUGCUGGUGUGAGCAGCACAUCUCACAUCUGUGCCACCUGCUGAGAAUUGAGAAAAUAGAAAGCUUGCCAGUUUUGGAAGUGACAUGCAAAUCUCAGCUGAGAUACAUAAAAAAUAAAAUAAAUACAUAAAGAUAGAGGUUGGGGGGUAUAGUGGCUUUUUAUCAGCUGUGUUUAUGUUAAAAGCAUGAAAUAUAUGGCAUGAAAACACCACCAGAACACUUUUCAAAGCAAAAACCAAAUUUUCGUUUAAGAGAUCACCCUUGUUUUCACACAAUGCUUUUGUUUUGUUUUGACCAGGACAGUGAUUUUACAAAAGAAAUAACUUGCCUAAUUAUGAACAGGUUUAUCAGGUGUGUGAGAGGCCUCGCCUUUAAGGACAUCAUUUAUGUAUGUUUGUUUGACUAUAAAAUUAGCUGCAUAUAUGCAGUCGUAGGAACAGAAGGCUCCACACUGUGAACUUUAAAAUUAUUAGCUAGUGCCUCAACAGAUCUAACAAAAUAACUUUUAAAUUCAUGUGCAAUCUGACUGUCACUAGAAUUGAGCAUAUUCCCAAUUUUAAAGCCACUUUAGGCCCAGAGUUACCCCAAUAGAAGGUUCCAAGAAAGUAGGAUGGUAUGGGUUGAUUAUUUGGGUAGCUUUGUUGACCUGCUGAUGGAAAUGCAAGUAACUGUGUACCGUGCUGAACUGUACCAUAGGAGUUUAAAUGAGAUAAAGAGGUGCCACUUCAAUUUAAAUUUGAAACAGUAACAGUCCUGACAAAGCAUGAUGUACCACUUCUUUUUCGUCUGCAUUCAUCUCACCUGUCCUCACUGUCUCUCAUUUUCUCAAAGCCUCCCAGACUGUGGACACACCUGUUGCAGCAGACACUGAUUUCGUCAUUAAAGUGGUGAGUACAUUAAUACUGCACUUAUUACUACUAGACACCUUUAGAUCCCACUUGAGAUAAACUGGUGUUUUUUGAUGUUAAGUAGCACAUCGCAAGAAAUGAUAUAUGAUCAUUUGAUGGUUUAAUAAAAAUUUUAAGAAGUCAUAUAAAAGUCAUGGAAAAAUGAUAUUUUACAUUAGCAUUUAAUAUCAUGGCCCAGCCAGAUGCAUACUCAGAAUGUCACCAAACAGGAAAACGACCAAGAUGUGCAGUUUAUUUUUCCUUUUUCACUAAAACUGCAGAAAUAUAUUGUUGUUUGUUGUCACUGCAAUCCAUGAUUUACUAAGAGGAUUAAGAAUCACUGUAUGCCACAUGGGAAUGCCACACAGCCAUUUACAUGUCGUACAGGUGCACUCUGGGAUUAAAAGUCAAUGCAAUUAAUUGUUAGACCCCUUAUACUGAAAUUUGCCCUAUAAUGGGGGUCCCCUGGCUUGAAUUUGCUUAAUUAUACUUCAGGAUUUGGAAAGAAAUGCUCUUUAUGUUGUAAAGUAAAAAGACAAAAAUUACUUUUCUCACAAACACAAUUUUUGACAUGAUUAAUUCACAAAUGAGUCAAGGAUGGUCAGAUUUUUCUUGGCAACAGUCAUACAUUUAUGGCCUACACGCAGUCGUACCCCUGGUUUGGUUACCAGGUUGGUUGAGUUGGACAUGUCUCUCACAAAAAAAAACUCCAAACACUUCCCUGUACUUCUUCAUUCACAGUCCCAGGUUGUGCCAGUGAAAGAAUCCAAAUGGAAACAAAUGACUACUUUUGGUCUAGAUCCAGAUGUACUAGAAUGGUCAGAUUAGCUUGAGGUCUUAUAACUUCUAACAAAAGGUAUUGGUAAAUGUAAAUAAGUUAAGAACAGGGCCAGAAUGAGUUCUAAGAUAAAUAAAUGAAAUGAAGAGUUUUAGCGGUCACUGUACUUUGUGGAGUAUCCUUUUCAGGCCAUAAAUGAUGGUUUAGAGUGACUUAAUUUGGCUUGGUGAGUGUGGACUUUCUUUAAAACUAACAAUUGCGGGUCUGGAUGAAUCAGCGCCAUUGAAUAUGAUGAAGGAUGGAGGAUUUUGGCUGGGAAGUACAGUAUUUCUUGUGUUGUAGUUAAGGUGAUCACAUCUGCUUGAUGUCACUGUUCCCUCUUGCAUGUUGUAGCAACUAAUGAAAGAUAGUAUUCAAGGAAACCCCCAGUUUCAUGGAUGGGCAAAUCCGUCUCAAAUCUGCUGCAGUCUAAAGCCUUUGUCGGACAUUGACUACAGAAAAUUUCAGAGGUUCUUGCCUGGAAAUAUUCCCAACUGGAUUGUUCACAAAAACACUGUCACAUGUUGGACUGGGAGGCAUUGACAGGAUUCAUGAGGGUGAAACCUUCCUAUUGCGUCAAAUAGAUGCUGUAGUAGUCACAAUGUAAUGUCUUACAAUCAUAUCCAAGAUGAAAACCAUGAUGUUUAUUGUAAACCACUUAAGUGGAGAUGAAGAGGGGUCAAGCGUUGAAAUCAGAGAAGACUGUUCCACUUGUUUUUGUUGCACUAAUGUAAUGAUGCUCAAUUUUUGUCAAAUGCCAACACAUUUAUGCCAGACAUAUUUAUUUCUGUCCUGCCUUGUUCUUCUUGAAGCUGUGAUAAUAAGAUAUUUAAUAUGUAUACUGUACAUAUGCUUGUAUGUGCAGGAGUACCAGGAGAACGGCCCCCUGUUCUCAGAGCUCAAGUUCUACCAGAGGGCAGCCAAACCAGAGAGCAGUGAGUAGCACCACCCGUCCAGCGCCACGGCAGCUCGCUGGAGCACGAGUGUGUUUGACUGAUGUAGUGGCCGCAGACACAGAGGCUUAGCUGCCUGCCGCACCGUAAUUAAUAAUAAGCCAAAGCAAACAUGCACCUCGGUGGCUGUUAGCCCCCCUCUCUGCGCUUGUCUGAGCUCUCCAACGCCUGCGUUUGGAGAGGGAGCCACUCACACGUAAUGAUGGCCGGGCCUCCGCUGAGCCCCUGACCACCUGCCAGCCUGGUUGAGCGCCAGUCAAGCCAGCCGCCAUGAAGCCCUGAGCCAGGCCUACUGCUUUGUCUGGGGCCUGUGCGUGUGUGUGGUGUGUGGGUGUGUGUGUGUGUUUGCAGUUGUUUUCACCUUGCUUGCUGUAAGAUUGAUAUUAGCAGGUAUGCUUUAAUACACUUACAAGGACAAACUCUGGACCAAACUUUUGCUUCUUUCUCUUUAAAUUUUGGGGCUUUUGUUCAGAAAAUUCUUUGAAUCAGUGCUACACUUGAGGGAAGUUCAAGGUUAGGAAACAAUAAGACUCAUUAAAAGUUUCAUAGUUACCAACCAUUUGCUUUAACUUUUUUUUUUUAAAUAUAUACAACUUAUUGACCCAAAGGUUUCUGCCUCCUCAACCCUGCCAUUGUGAUUUUGACUUUUAAUUUAGUUGGUGGUUUGACUCCAGUCAUUCAGUCUAUUCAUACUCCUAAUAUAAGACUUUGAAAAUGGUGAUGUGCUCACACAACUUGACAUAAUAACAUUUUUUUUAUUAUAACAGUGCAUCAAUGGAAGACAAGCAGGAAUCUGGACUUCUUGGGCAUCCCGACAUACUGGGGAUCAGGGCUUGCUGAAUAUGAUAACCUCAAGUAAGGAUUUUCAGAACUGGUGGGAGCUCCACUCUUUAUUUCAAUCAAAUGUGUAUUCAUUUUAUUUCACCCAUGUAAAGCGGGAAUCUUUUGAUAACUCUCACUUCAGUUCAACUUUGAUUUUCGAGGCCAAAAGUCGAUUCAGAAUGGCCUCCUAAUUCACAGUUAUGUUUUUGUUACAUAGGAUGACUUUUUCCUUGUUUAUCUAAACCUGUUGUAAGGAAUUAUUACAUGAUUUAAAGGAAAAUGUAUUUAUGUUUAUGCAGCUCUCAAAGGCAAGACUGUUGGUGACAGUAUCUGCUCGACAAGGAAUUUUCUCAGUACUUUACUUUGUUGUCAAAAGCCUGAUUGAUGUUGCAUUAUCAUUGUUCAUCAUCAUUCCUAUUCCUACUAUUAAUAGUAUGACUGUUGUUGUAGUGGUUGUAGUAGUACAGAUAUUACAGUUGUUUUUCUGCAUAAAGCUCGAGUGAGGAACUCUCAGUUUGUGUCAGUUUCGGUGCCUCCCUUGUGGUUUUUGCUGCUCUUGCCCUGUUCAAGCUUAGGUGGUGGUUUUUCUCUAUUAAAAAAAAAAUUCAUCCUGUUGACCUCUGCAGUCAGGUGUAUUAUUUAGUGAGAAUAUUUUAUAAUUGUGAGAACAGGGAUGUUUCUUCAGCUGCCCGGCUGAUAUCAACCUGCUCACACUGGUUUAAGACAAUAAAAAUUAGGAUUACCAAACUGCCAAUCUUGUUGCUAAUGAUCCCGUUGCUUUUAGAUAAGACAUAGAAUGGCAUUAAUAUUAAUUUCAUCUAUUUCAUAGAGGUCAAAAACUCCCAACAGGAGUUUAAAAAUUGUUAAUUUUUCAACAGUAAUUUCGAUUCAGUCUUGCAGUUAAUGACCCUGCAAAAUCGCCUGUUUUUGCAAAAUCCUGAGUGAAAACCUGUUGCUUGUUGACACAUUGUCUGUGGAUGUUAGUUAGUCUUUGCUGCAUCUUUAUAGAGUUUUUCCAGAGUCCUCUGGUGUAUGGCAUUAGUCUGUGUUAGAAAUUUUCACAGUUGAAACUCAGCUUUCUCUGAUUUAUUCCUUAACUUUGUUGGAGUGAAAAUGGUGGCAAGAUUAUUUAAAACAGAAACCUAAUGUGCACCAAUAAAAGUAAUGUGACUUCUGUCUGAAAAAGAGUUUUAUCUGUUCCAACAUUUAUACAAUUCCAUUACAGUGUUGAUUCAAAAAUAUCUUAUGAGAUGAAGGGCUGCUUUACUUUUUCUAUUUUUGUAAUACUCCCUAGAAAACUGUACACUGUUGAUACAUUUCAUGUCAAGGAUAAAAAAAAAAGGAUGUAAUUCAGAAUCAGGAAAAUCAAGUGCUUUAUUCUCUACUACACAGGUAUCGUUUCAUGGCUAUGGACCGUCUCGGCACUGACCUUCAGAAGAUGUGUGAUAAAAAUGGUGGUCGACUGAAGAAAGCCACUGUGCUGCAACUCGGCCAAGAACUGGUGAGAUCACCCUCACACUUCUAAACCACCACUCCUUUUUACUUGUUAUCGUCAUUUUUUGUUCAAGGUUCAUGCAGCUUUGACAGAUAAUGACCUCAUGUAACCCAAGAGGCCAACAGAACAUGACCCCUGAUAUGAAUUGAUCCUUUCUUCACACUCAGCUUCUCAUAAUCGUGUGUCUCUUGUGUGUCUCUGCUUUGUAUUUGGUUGUGUCAGGUGUCUAUGCUGGAGUAUAUUCAUGAACACGAGUACGUUCAUGCAGACAUUAAAGCUGCUAACCUCAUGCUGGGUUACAGAGACCCUGAAAAGGUGAGUCCACAGCUGACCUCUAUCAUUUGUGCUUCACGUACUACACAGGAGUGAGGUCUACUCUGUUGCACUGUAUGCACAUUUUAGAAGACAAGGUCUUGUCUUUUUGUUGGGUGGCUUUGAAAAAGUUACUCACUGUAGGUCUUGUUUGUGUCUGUCCUGUGCUUUAGGUCUAUCUAGCAGACUAUGGGCUGUCCUACAGAUACUGUCCUGAUGGAAACCACAAAGUAUACAAAGAAAAUCCCAAAAAAGGCCACAAUGGAACCAUUGAGUACACCAGCAUUGAUGCCCACAAAGGCCUGGGUAAGAUCUCUAAAGUAACAUGGGAAACUGAGUUAUUUCUCCUGCUCUGUCCAGCGACAGCUGCAGCUGCCAUUAAAUGCACAAUCCUCUCAAAAAUGAAAACACUGUCAGUCAAAAUUAAUACUGGUCAGAAUCCUUAUUAGGAAUAACAUGGGUCGGUUAGUGCAUUCAAUGGGAGAGUAUUUGUCAGGAAAUAUAUUUUUGUUUUCGCAUAUUUUAUUUACAUUUUCGCCCUGUGUAAAUCAGCCAACAUAUAACACAAAUAAAGCAGUACACUACCAGACUCCCACCCCAAAUCCCUCCCACAUGCUCUAAAACUUCCUUUGAAAAAUGCACAGUUACUUCACAACAAAUCCAAGAUAGAAAAAGAAAGUGAAUAAUAUAAAUUCAUAACACAACAGUCAACUAAAAUUAAACAGAAUGAACUGAAAACAAGGAGAUAUUUUUAAACACCAAGAUGGCAGCAGAGUCUGGUAACUACCAUGGCUUAUAACACCUUUUAUUACACCAUUUUGAACCUGGAACAGCAGCUUGAAGCAGGAUAGAUUAAUAUAAAAGCUGAAGAGAUGGAGAUAAACUCACCUCUGCUCUUCAAUAUGGUCCUUUGACUUUUACUGUGGAUACCUUUCGUUACUUGUCACAUUGAUAAAAAGUGAAAACAAAGUUACUGUACUCACUGUAUUUGUCUUUAUGCUGAUUUUUUUUAAACAGAAGUUGACAGCUAUUAUUAAACAUAUUACAUCAGUGGAUUCACAAACAGACUCAUGUUCCAGAGGUUAAGAGGGAAACAAAAUAAAGAGAAUAAGAGAAGUAAAUUAAAACCUAUUGAAGGAACAGUGGCUUUAAUCUUACAUACGAUUGUAAAACAUUAUCUCAUGACUACUGUCAUGAUCAGACUUCACAUUGUGAGGAUAAAAGUGUGAACAAAGGAGUCGGGUUAAGUUGCGGGUCAAAGCCUCUGAUAUCCAAACAUUUGCUUCUGUACAUUUAUUAGCUGAGGUUAACCUGAUGCCCCCACAAGACAUAUGCAGGCAUUAAUAACAGCUCUUUACAGCCCAUCUAAAGCUGAAACUUUGAACAUAACCUAAGACCAUCCAGGUUAUAAAGUUAUUGUAGGUUACCAUGGUUACUGUUGAAGACGAGCCAACUUUUUGACACCAAAAAACUCUGUCUCUGAACUCAACGGACUUGACUUACCCUUAAUUCCCACUUAAUGGAAUAUUGAUGUGGAAAAAAUACCUGCAGAUCAACUCACUCAUAACUCUAUAAUCAAGAUACUUCCUGAUUCCCCUGAGACUGCACAUUUUACUCCUAUUUUUGAUUUAGCUGUUUGGUGGUUUGUGAAAGAACGACAGGUGUUCACAGUAACAAAAAUAACACAUGUUUACGGUAUCUACCUUCACCCCGCAAUAAGCUGUGUCCUUUUAGUUUGCAGUCUUAGUUCAUCAAUACAUGUAAAAUAGUCUCUCUGCCCCACCACCCUCUGACUCCCUCGGCUGAUAUUGGGAACACAUUAACUGGCAAAUUGCCUACAUGCUCCCUCUCUUCAUUGACCAUCGAUUCCCCAUCCACUGCCCCCGCUGAAUCCUCCGGUACCGUCUCUGUUUAACAAUUCCCCAAUUAGCUGAAGUCAUAACCUGCAUCGUGUAUUCAUCCCCCAUUAAUUAAGAGCUUUGAUGUUUGGUUAGAGUGCGGCCCGAGCCACAGAUAACCUCUAUGAGCUCUGCACAGGCCAACUCCACUCCCUUUCAGUUCGAUACUGUGAGUUAGCAUGGCUCAGCCUGCCUAAUCGCCACGGUAGUGUUUCUAUCAACCCGAUCGAUAAGUGAAAGAGAGGGAGAAAACGUCUCCGUCAGCAAUAACUAUGAGAUGAAAGUCAAUUUUAAUAUGAUUGAGAAAGGGGAUGGGAGACUGAGAGAACACACCUUUUUGCUAUUCUACAUGAACAAGCCUUUUCUUAGAACAACCACAGAAUUAUGAGAAACCUCAGAGGGAGCAUCAUCUGUUCCACGGACUGAGCGCACCACCAGCUUCUGUACAGUGUAUUUUUUAAACUGACAAGCCUAGGGUUAUGUCUUACUCACAUAAUAAUUUGAAUAAAGUAGAAUAAAUACAACUCCAAUUACAAGAAGUAUGGACACUGUAAGAUGUUGAAAAAACACAAAAUAGUGCAGAGACAGCAUGCCAAAUGUUGAAAUAUAAAAAUCUUAAUGCUAUAAAAAUAAAUGCUUGGUUAGUCAAAGGAACACUUUCUGAAAGAGUUGAGACUGGCAUGUUUACCGUUGAGUUGCAUCACCUCCUGAUUAAUGUUUGAGACCUGUGGAGGCCAGUUUCAGGAGUAUUCAAAAUGAAUUGUUGUCCCAUUCACCCCUGAGAUUGGCUUUCAGCGGUUCAACAGUUACAGGCCUCUUUUGUCUUAUUUUUAUUUCUUUCAGCAGGAAAAUGUCCUCAAUGGGUGACAAGUCAGGGCUGCAGGCAGGCCAGUUUAACACUCUGACUCUUUGGGGAGCUUUAACUGUUGUAAUAUGUGCAGAAUGUGGUUUGGCAUUGUCAGAGUCUUUCCUGAAGACAGAAUUGUCUAGAUAGAAGAAUAUGUUUUUCUAAAAUGUGUGUAUAUUGUCUGUUAGCAUUUAUGGCACCCCCCGAAAUAUGUAAGCUUUGUAUACCAUGGGCACUUCAGUACCCCAUAGCACUACAGAUUCUUGCUUUUUAGCUGUGCCCCCAGAGCAAGCCAGGUGGUCCCUUUCCUCUAUAAGGCAGAGGAUGUCUCAGCCCAGUGAAGUAUCUGGUAUUUCCGGAUCACUAAACCACAUGUUUCGUUUCUGCUGUAAGGUACAAUUGUCAUGUUUUUGAAGAUUUAAUAUAAGGUUUUUCGCCUUUAUUUUGAGUAUCAGACAGUGGACUGGGUAGAAAUUCUGUCUUUGUCAACAUUUCACAGGGCAUAGCAACUUUUUGGGGUCGUAUAUGUAACCCAGCCCAAAAUACUGUUAUUUCAAUGUCUGUGAGAUGUUUUUAUAAUGAGUUUGAUGUAGAAACGCAAUAACGUUUCAUUGAUUUGUCUCUAGAUGACUCUUACUUUCACUUUUGAUAACUGACAGUUGCAGUUUGGCUGGCUGCUCAAUGUUGACUGUCAUGUUUUUUAUAAUUGUUGCUGUUGUCAUACUGGCUGUGUGCGUGCUUGUGUAAUGGGCCAUGCCUUCUGAGUAUAUGGUUGUAAUAAUCAAGGUGUUUCCAAAUUAGGUUUUUCUAAUUAUAUAAGUUUUAGUUUCACUUUUCAUUAAAAAAAAAAAACAAACUAAAUAUAAGUAAAAUUGUAAAAACUUGUUUCAUAAAUAAUUGCUCUAAAUCUAUUUUUCACACCAUACUCUAGUUGCAUUUAUACAGUUGUUCUGUAUCUCAUGAGGCUUUAAACAUACUCAAAAAAAAAAAAAAAAAAAAAAAGAUGAGUGUAUUUUAUGCUGCGCUUGGAGAUUAUGACAGAGGACAAGACCCUUAACUGACCUUAUGGCACCAAUCCAUGCAAAGAUGUUGACAGGUUGCCAUGGUGAGGUUUGGUGAAUGCAGCUGCCGCCUGGCAGGCCUUUGAACCCGAGCUAAACGGUGUAAUUACCACCAUUCGUUGGGCGUCCGGCAGACAGAACACCGUCUCCAAACGACAAGACUGUGAAGCACAAGGGUUAAGAGUGUGACACUGCAGCAUGCUUUAGGGAAUCUGAAUAACAAUAGAAGAUAAUUAACAACAACAGCACUGCUGCCUAACCUCUCUGUCUAAAACAUGUAGAGAACAUGUGAGCUGUGUGUGUGUUUGUAUGUACAUGUGUGUUUUCAAGAAAUCUCCCUUUGAGAGCUAUUUAGGUGUGUGUGUGUGCAAGGAAGCGUGUGUAUGUGUGCAUUUGCACAUCUCUCUGCUCCAUUGUCUUUUGCCUCUUCUCAUAUGAGGGCGAAACACAUUAAAUACAGAAGAGCAGACACACCAAACACUAUCAUGAGCUCAGAUAAGGUGCCCAGAGCACAUGCAGAGGGCAGCAGAGCUUAAUGUAGUUGUUGAUCUUUUUAAUUGUUAAUCUAUUUUGCUGCUCUGGGAGUUUCAGCACUUUUUUCCAGCGUCAGUAUUGCAUGUAUUUUUCAUCUUUAUUCUCCUUUAACAGGCUCUCAGUAGCAGUGAAGAGUUGUGUAAUUAUUUACAACAAUAGGAUACUGCACUGUAAUGCUGAGUGACUACAUACUUAACUCCCACAAGGGCAAACUUACACCUUUUAUUUAUUAUCAGAGCUGCUGAGCAAUAGACAACAUUUUUGGAGGGAAUCUACAUUCAACAAUGUGAUUUUAUUCCAGGUUUAUUGGAGCCUGUUUGAUUCUAUUUCAUUUAUUUAUUCAUUCAUUUUAUGCACCAUCUUCAAUUUUGUACAUUUCUCUGAUGAAUUGCAAUUUUUUGGUCUUUGAAGUUAAAUUUUGAGUAUUUUAUCUUCAUUAGAUAUGUUGAAGAGAGACAGGAGAACAAGCGAUGGGGGAAAUUAUUCGGCAAAGUAUUGCAGUUGAGUUGCCAGUUAAGCUGCAAAUAGGACCGUAGUAUCUGUAGGGCAAAUACUCAAAACUACAAGGCCAACCGCUGCUGUAUAUUUUUGUACUUUUUGACUUCUUCUUGGUUUUCUCAAUAUAAACAAACCAACAUCAAUCAACCAGACUUAGUAUUGUGGAUCGAUAUGAUCCACAGUUAUUGCACCAGAGCCUGUGAUCAGAUGGCAACACAUCUCCAGCAAAUAUUUUCUCCAUAGCAACAGUCUGCUGUCAGGAAAUAGCUGACUGUUGCUUUGUGAUGACCAAUCAGAAGUUAAGUAUUUAACACAGCAAUGUGAUGAACACAUAUUUAACAUUUCAAAACUGUUUGUUCAGUUUCAAAAAAGUUACUUGAAACCCCAAAAUAUCUUCUAUGUUUUUUUUUUAGCUCAAACAUGCAAGUACAGCAGCUGUCUCGAUCCUUUCACCCCCUCCUCGUUUAGUAUCAUCAGCCUCUUUAAACACUCCUCAUCGAUUGUUUAUCCUCCCUUCUGGGCCUAAUCAUCAGAGUUUCACGUGCUGACCCCUAAGUUUUUCGUUCACACUCAACAUUAAGUUGCGUCUUUUUCCUCUUGUAAUCUCCUUGACAAAACCCUAAUGUUUUGAGAUCUCUCUUCUGGUUUGAUGCUGAUAUUUUAUUGACUCAAAUUCUGUCAACUUGUAAUCAGAUUACAGCCCAUCCAUUCCAUGUAAUCUUGUCCUGUGUGGCUGCGGCCAUGCUUCCUCUUUAGAUCGGCCUGUUGGCUCUGGAGGAUCAAUGCAUGCCGUGGCUCAAGGAGGAGAUUUCUCCCCUCUGAUGGAGCCAGUCGAUAGGUAAUUUCUCCGGAGACGUGUGGUGACUGUUACAGUAUUGAGCUUCUAAAACUCCCCGGGCUCGACCCUUCUGGAUGGACUCGGUCGACUUGUAUUGAUAGACCUCACACAUUAAUGUAGACCCUGCAAUCAAACACACUCUCAAUGAGAUGCAAACACACUCUGAAUUUGUGUUUGAAGAAAACUGAAAAUGUGGUGAGCCACACUGUCAUGUAAGUUUUCUUGCAAUUCCUGAAACGUUCUUUUUAUGAUUUGUAACAGCUUUGUGUUUCAUACACAUUUGUACAGCUGUAAACCAGAGUAAUACAAUACCAAUUUCAUUAACUGUCAAAUCAACAUAGCAUUCUCAAAACUGCAGAAAAUAACAGCAGGACCUGUCCUCUGUUGGUGCAUUUUCUCACUUAACCAGUCCUGUAACUUUGCCAAAAUCCAUCUUACACCGUGUUGAGGUUUAUGUUUGCUUUGUGUCUAUUUUCUUCAAUUCAGCAGACGUCUGUUUCAUUCAGCUCCUUCUGUUUUGAAAUCCCUUGAUUGUCUUGGAGCUGUUUCUUCUUGCUCUUCUUGUUUCUUCUUGUUCCAGCUAAGAUACACAGAGACAAAGUGUUUGCUCCAAAUGAAUUGAGAGUAAUAUUAAAGAUGUCAGAUCAGAUGCUCUUUUGACCUUACAUUUUUGCCACAUUGUCAACAGGAAGAGAUAAAAUUAUAGACUUUUAAAUGUGCAGAAGUCCUUUCCUUGGAUUAAUUUGAUUUAAUGUGUUAAAGUUGUUCCUGAUCCCACUCUUGCUAUUUAGAGGUAACUGCAGUUACAGGGCUUUCACCAAUCAGGGUCAAGAAUUUGAAACGGGCAGGUGAUGAGUCAGUGAAAAUUAAAAAAUGGUAGAUAUUCUUUGAGAAAUGGGUUUAUUUAAAUAUAACAGUCCCAAUGCACAAUCCUUCGAAAGUCUUUAUCUUAUCCUAAUUAAUUAAUAAAUUGAAAUAGCAUGUUACCCUUUAAAACCUCAAUGUCCCAGCUUUAAUGUAGGUUUUCCUCUUUUAUCUGUAAUUUCCUGUCUUUUACAUUGUUGAAAAACCAUGUGCUUAUGUCAAACACUACAUUUUUCUUGAUGUCAGUAAGCCUGAUACUUAGAUGGAAGAUUUGGACAUACUAUGCUAGUACCUCUUCGUUUUACUUGGGUCUUUUGCGCUGAGCAGAGCUGGUUAUUUGGAAACUUUUAAAUUCUUGUUGAAAAAUCAGAGUUUUAGUUGAUAUUGGCAUGCUUACAUACGGUGAACAUGAUAAAUACUACUUUAUCUGUACUUGUUAAAGAGAGAGUAUUAUGCGUUUUUUUCAGACUCUAUACUUCCUCUCUGAUACCUCUUUAAUAUCUUUACAUGAUUUUCAGACCAAUAAAAGCCAACAAUGUAUGGUCAUUAUAGUUUUUGUUGUAAAUGUGAAAAAGCACAAUACCACCCCUUUAAAAAAAAAAAUCUUACAGCUACUUUUACCUGCACCCUUUAAAAGACAAAAACCUGUAGUUUUCUUUAUCUUUCAAGUGUACACAUAAAACUCAAUAGUUUCCAACCACUGGAGAACACUGUCAGUGUUUAUCUAAUUCAUACAAGGUCAGCCGUGCAGUAUUGUUUACUUGUGAAAUGUGUGAUUCUUCAAGUAUUUUUAAACCUGUCAGUGUCAGGGAAGAAAAACAAGAUUUUUUCUUCUUUUUCUCUGUUUCCUUUCACUAAUUAUGGUUCAGGUAAAAUACAGUGCAGUGAAGACAAAUGUGAAAAAGACAGACAUAUAGGAAGCUGAAAUCUUUUACCAUGAAUCAGUAUCCUGUAGGUUGUACAAGACUGUCCCAUUAACAGAGCUUUCUAGUAUGUCUCUGUUAAGCCUUUCCAAUUUUUAUUUAUUUAUUUUUUUUGACAUAUUUCCUACUUAAAAAAAAAAGAUAAGCCUUUUCGUGCUUUUUCUUUUGCUUUGACAAAUAUUAAACCUCUCUCAAGGAAGAAAAAAAGCAAAUAUUUUGACAAAAAAAGAUCAAGGCUCUCACAAAGUGCGACGUGAGGGAGUCAGAUGAUCAAAAAAUAAAUUGAUAAAAACAACAAGGACUUGUUUCUGUUGUUCGUUUGUUUCUGACCAUCUCAUCUCUCUGUCUUUUGUAGCUCCAUCCAGACGUGGUGACCUCCAGAUUUUAGGUUUUUGUCUUCUUCACUGGUUGUGUGGAUCGCUGCCAUGGGAUAAUGUGUUAAAGAACCCAGCACAGGUCCAGGACGCCAAAGCCAGGUACGAGGAUUUCACCUGAACUGAACGCAAUGAUCAGACAGUCACACUCUGAGAGUGUCCCAUAGUCUCAUGUUAAUCACAUGCUUACAGCAGAUAUCACAUUACAUCACUUUGCAUGGUGCCACUUGUUGUCUUUACUGCCUCAGUCAGAUAUACACAUCUGCUACUCCUGUUUGCACUUUAUAAACAGGAUGACCUUCGGUGUAAACACAAGUUUAGGUAACUCCUUAGUCCACUGUCUCCAUUUUGCAGAAACAAGCUAACAGCUUUGUUGUGUAAGAAAGCCAAAGAGAAGUAAGAAAGUUUGAAGUAGUGGACUUGCCCAUCGCCUAAGCAAUCUCCCUCCAGCUAACUGCCACUUAAACAAGGUUUCUGUUGUGAAACGAGGAGGUACAAUACAAGUAAUCCUCAUCUGAUCCUCGUGAUGGAACAGCUCCUUGUCCAUCUCUACACAAGCAACUAGACAGAGAAAAUAGAAACAAGAGCUAUACAAUAGAAACAGGGGAGUCAGGGCCAGAGUAGUGCAUUGCUUUUCACUGUAUUUCAUUGCUGGGUACUUUGUUGCUCUGUGCCAUAUUGCGCUGCUAUUCAAAAAUCUUUCUUAAAUGACAAGAGGCAGACACAAGAGUUCGGGACAUGUAAUGAAAGUGCAUUCGAUUCUUGCAAGAAUGGAGCACAAACAAUGCAUUGAGUUAAAGUGGUCCUCGAUUGUGGGGGUUCAGCGUCUUCUAUCCUUGCCGUCUCAGUCUUCUUGGAUCUUCAUAACUGGACCUUUCAUAGUUUAAACAUCACAGUGACCUCCAUAACAUGAUUUCUAUUCUACAACCUCAAUGCUUAUCUGGGAUAGCAUUCGUCCAUCAGCUGCGCUUUGUUGCUUUGGGAUACAAUGCCCAGCUGUCUGUUGCUCUUCACUUUGUUGGUCUGAGCUAUGUUGCACUGUCCGUCAUUGCGCUGCAUUUCAUCACUCUGUAUUUAAGAGCUGUUUUUUGUUACUCAGUGCUGCAUUGAUCUGCGCUUCAUUACUAUUUUGCUUUGUUGCUCUGCAUUUCUCUGCUCAGCUCUGCAUUGCUCUCUGCUUGGCUGUUACGCACUAUGUUGCUCUGUGCUUUGUUGCUCAGCUUCUCAUUGCUUUGUGUUUCACAUUGUUCAGUUUUGUUGCUCUUCACUGCAGUAACCCGCGCUUCUUCUUUACGCUUUGUGCAACAUUGCUCUGUGCUUAGUUACUUUUUGCUUUGUCGCUCUGUGUUUUGUUUCUCAGCACUGUACUACCUCUCUCAUGGGGCAGCAAUGACACUGAUAAAGAGUCAAAUAGGAUACGAUGUCAACAAGGUUUUUUCAUUUCCAACACUUGAUCACAUCACAUUUUCCUACUGAGUAACUCUGUUGCAGUCACAAAACAGUGAUAGCCACUCGUGAUCGUGUUCAAAGUCAAUAGAUGAAGCAGAGUAUGCCAAAAGGUAAAUCUGUCAUAUCAUUGUGCAAUAGACAGCUAUUAGACGUCUAGUUUUUCUUUUUUUGGAGCAAAUUUUUUGUACAUUUUUAGACGGAAUUUAGAUGUUGCACUUUAAUCCAUUAUUCGAUAACUAUUUAUUUAAAAAGGCAACUGUGAGUUGCAUAACUGAUCGCUAAGUAUUUAAUCAAAAUAAUUAUGAUAGCCUUUGAGCAAUGUACAGUGUAGUAUAGGUAUAGCCCAGAUUUAGAUUUAGUCUAAACUUGGUCUAAAUUUAGACGACUAAAAAAACGUUCAUUUUUAGACCUGUGGUAGCCUGAUUUUAGACCAGUCAUCUAUGCUACAUUUAGACGUCUAUUAGACCUCUUUCAGACCAAAAAAAAAUGCUUAGUGGGACGUGACUGAAAAGAUCUUUUAUAAGCUGAUCACAUUGAAGUACAGACUUUUACCAAAUGCUGUUUACUCAUUUUAUUCACACUCACUGUAGGAGUAAAAAAAUUCUUGUUCCAGCUUGUUCUUCUUCUGCAUUUCUCACCCUAUUGCAACCCCUGAACUCCGUCUUUCAUAAUGAUCCUGUCCUCUCUUGAUCACUGCUUUAUCUCCUCUCCUCUCCCUUACAGGCUGAUGGAUAAUCUGCCAGUCUCAGUCCAGCAGCUGUCAGUAAGCGGAGCCAGCACAGGUAAGCCAAGGACCACAGGGCUUCUUUGGGUUACAGGAUGUCAUUUACACUUCUUACACUUCUCAGGUUAAUCUUAAAAAAAAAAUUUGAAAUGAGACAAGCCUGUGGAGAAGGGAAGAAUCUCUGUGUCUAAUCUUCUGCUCUUUUAAUGGAGAGCCAGAGGAAUGGCCACAGCCAAAACUGAUUUAGAUACCAGGCUGAUGUGCACAGGGUACAUGGGUAAUAACUGCUGUACACUUGCAUCCCUGUUCACAUCGAAAAAAAUAUUAUUAAAAAGACUUUGGAUCAUAAAAAAAGGUAUAAUUAAUCUUAUUCCUGCUCUUGCACAUAAUCAGUCCCCACUUGGUUUGCUUGUUCUCAAACUGUAUUCUUCCUAGUACACAUUUCCUGCAUUCACGGUUCUGCCCUUCUUGCACUCAGUAAGAAACAACCCUCUCAAAAUAAACAAAAAAAAAACAGGAAUGUCUUCCUAGUGUUUCUCACGAGGAUGCGUACAGUGUAAGGACAAAUUGAAAAUCUAAGCUCAAGCAUAAACCAUUUGAGUGGCUAAGCAGGAUUUUAGAAGAUAGUUAUCUUAUUGGAAGAAACAGAGUAACAAAAACCUUGUUUUAUUGCCCCAGAGGCUGCAGAAAGGCUCGACAAGAGGUUACACCUGACUGUGCAAAUUAUGGGCAUGUAUUCAACAUUUCUUUUCAUCCUCACAUAUGCAGACAGCUCUGAGAACUUACUUUCUUUUAAAGUCAUGCUGAGUCAUGCUCACAGCGCUGUUUACAACUGGUGCUCACUCAAGACUACCCUCCAUAGGCAUGCUCACGAUGUUCCUCUGUGAUGUUUGAGCACAGACUGUAUAAUAAACGGACUGAUCACUGACAUCCCCCAUUUGUUUGUGAAGCAGAGUUCUGGAGCCUAUUAGUGACCUCCAUAUUGGUCAUGCUUACUCAGCCGAACUUUUGACUGACCAGCUAGAGACGGAUCUUUAGUCUCCUUGUAAAUAGCUGCAGUGUGCCCACUUGUCAGUGAAGUCUGAAUCGCCAGUCUCGCAACUUUGAUAUCUUCAAAAACAAAGCACAAAAAAAAAACAUCCACUUUACAAAUAGUGUGACCAGUGGAACCCUGAGCUAUUCAUGGUUCCUAUAACAGAGCUAUAACAGUUUUUGGACCAGGUUGUAAAUAGGUUUAUUUUUGCUCUUAAAAACAGUCUGUUUUGGCUAAGUGGCCUGCAGCUAGUCUCAAGCAGGCAGUAAGAAAGCUGCAGUUUUUAGCACUACCGCACUGGAUUCAUUUCUUAAGACUAGAGGUGCUGCUUGUGUUUGACGGACUGAUUACACAUUAUCUUUACCUACUGGUCUGGCAUGCUUAUUUGAGUCUUUUCGACCAUUCCUGCAUCGUCACAUGCACAAAAUAUUGAUGCCGCAUUCCAGUUACCUCGGAAUUCAGAGCUGGGAAUGACGUUACACCUGAGUUGACAGUGUUCCAGUUAACAAGUCGGAAAACCAAGAUGGACGCCUACAGUUAGCGGUUGUUAGCUAGUGUUAGUUGUUGUUAGCGAUACCAGUUGUAAACAAUGCAUAACGCAGUAUUUUACUCUUACAAACACCAUAACACUGUGUUCACAGUUAGACAUUGGGCAGCACGACAUAUACCACUUAUUUGAUUUCACAAAAACAAAACAGAAGGGCUAAUAAACAAUCCAUUACAAGAGCUUUCACUGUUACUCUUUACUGUUGAUGCACUGCGCUGCCAUCUUGAAUUAUGACGUUGUCAAGUCAGGGUUGGCGAGGACCGCCCAACUUUCGGAGUCGGAGUCGGUUCCAGAUGAGUUUCCGACUCGGAGCUCGGAAAUCCCGACUUCAGAGUACAACUGGAACGCAGCAUUAAAAUCAGCUCUAGUGGGGACAGGUGUUGCCAGAGGGAUGUCACCCAUUGGUUUCUGGUUAAAUACAGUCGCCAUUCUUAGCUGCACCUAGCUAACGAAAUCUAAUUUAGAAGCCAGUAGAGAAGUGAAGUUGAGGCCAUGCCAUCAAGCAAACACCUACGAUGUACCCACCUGUCGACCAGACCAGCCACACCUCCAACAACCAAAACCCUCAGCAUAAAUGAAAUCCCAGUUGAUGUCCUUUGUUAAAAGUUGACAGAACCAAAGCUCUUCACCUGCUGUUUGACGCUGCAUCUCUCCCUCGGUCACCUGAAGCUCUUGAAUAACUUUGUAGGAGUUAAACAGCUGUCCCGUCGACAUGCCUUUCAAACUUUGUCGUGUUUUAUCUCUCCUCUUUAUGGAGAGGUCACUCCUGUGUGAGGGCUUAGUGUGUGAUGUAUAGUUGGGAGCGGGUGCUCCUCCGCUGACAAGAACCGGCUGCCUGCCUCAGAUAAGAGCCGGAGAAUGCAUCACAACUGAGUGUGUGUGAGAGAGAUACAAGUUUCAGCGCAGUAUGUGUCAUAUGCGUCGUCUGGCCAGUGUGUGAUGCAUAGCGGCUGACUGUGUAUGACACUUCAACACACACACAAAAUGCAUAUCCUCAGCUGUGCCUAAUCUGCCCUCUUUGGGAGAUACAUUGCCGAGCGGUGUAUUAUCUGGACUGUGAGACCUUCAGGUUCAGCCGGCUUUUGCUGCUGCAUGACUCAGGUCUGCUAGAAAUGUUGAAACUGAGGGUGCUGCAGAGUAACUGAGCUCUGUGCUCGUCUGAGGUGGUACAAUAAAUGCAGUGUCUGAUAAACACUCAAGCAGCAGAUGACUGUGUUUCAUGCGGUUGAUGAAUUAUUGUUACAGAUUCAUGAUUUGAACAUUGUGACCUGUUGGAUGUCCUCUGUGUUUCUCUCUUUAGAUGAGGUGGCUGCAUUCCUCUGUUGUGUUAAGACUCUGGACUACCAACAAAAGCCAGACUACCAGAAUCUCAGAAAACUGUUGGGCGGUGUUGUUAAAGGAAAACUAGACUUCUCUAUGCCUAAAGGAACAGCAGGAGAGUCCACCUCCAAUCAACAAGAUCCCCCCAUGAAAGAAAAGGUAAGAACAUGACAACUUUGAAUCAACCCUGGCUUCUCUCCUGAGAAGCCAUGGGACACUUCGAUUGUGUCAUGUAUUUUCCUAAAUCCAGCCUAUUUUGACAUUCUCCAUAUUUGCAUUUACAGUUUACACUUGCUCAAAAAAAUCAGUCAGUAUUCACUCUCUUAGAUGUGUUGACAAUGACACUGUCACACCGCCUGGUUUUACCACAUCACCAAGAUGGAUACACAGCGAGGUUUAAUCACAGACUUCUUCAACAGCUGACAUAAAUAAAGACCUUUUAAAAUCAUUUUCACCUUUCAUAAGGGAUCAAAACUGAUAAGGUUUAUUAAUACGAUGCUGUUAUUGAUUCUGCUUAUCACUCCAGUUCUUUAUCAACUCCCCAUUAAUUUCUGUGGAUUAUCUAUGAGAAAUCGGUGGCCUGUGUAGGUUUUCAUUAUGAGCUUACCUCCACUCUGCUGAGAGGGGAAGCUGGGCUUACGUUUGGGCCCUUGAAGAUCAGCUGAUUGUAGAUACAGCCUCUGAUUGGUUGACAGAAUGUAAAAAAUGGCAGCCUUUCAUUAGCAGAGUCAGCUAACUACGAAGUCACACUAAUUGCUGCUUCUGAUCUGGAAAUGGUUUUUGAUUCCCAUCUCUGUCUAUUUAUUAUGUCAAUGUGGGACACUUGUCAGAGGGGCUUUGGCCCCAAAACUCCUUUUACAUCUGAUUCUGGCCAUGUCUUGAAAUGAGCUGUUAGGGAAACCUGGAAAAAAACAUGGCAGGGGAUUAUCUGUGCAUCUCAUGCUAUGCCACACAGAUGGCCCCACAAAGUGUUGCAGUAAUAUGAGAAUUUUUAUCCCUGCUGCAGUGCAAAUUAAAGUCAAACAGUAUUGAUACAUGCAACAAAAUAUAUAUAUAUAAAAUAAAAUAAAAAGAUCUUCCUGGGUUACCUGGUCUGGAUUGACUGAUGAGAGUAUUACAAAGUCAUGAGUUAAAGUGAGACUCAGCUGCCUUCAAACUAAUGUCUGAUGUGUAAAUCUCCGACCGCAAGAAUAAAAUAUCUUCAUCCAUUUCCAUCUGUUGACAUUUGACUCAAACAUGAAUGUACAAGAUGAUUCUUCUUCUGUGUCUUUGACUGCUUUCCAGACACGACCUGCUCCACAUGAGGCUACAGGCCUAACCACUAAAUGUUGGAUAUAAACAGAAAGAGCCAGAGGGGAAUUUUUCAACAUGGUUUUCUUCUUAAUUCAAUGAGCAUUCAACAACUUGAGCGCUGGUCAAAAUGAUUGCCGUUUCCUCUGUUGAGUCUCUUGACCUCAGAGUGGAGAAACGUGACAACGGUGAAGGGGAGGGUUAAUCCGCCCCUACCCCCCCACCAGCACCCCACAAUGAGUGUGUUAACGGGGGGUGGGCAGGUCUUAAGCUGGAAGAGGACUGUGAUUCUCCUCAAUUUUGCCACAAUCACUUCUUGACCCCUCGGGCCCAGCGAGCGCCCUCUCAAUGGCCCAAUUUGAAGAAGUUGAUGACACACACUUUCCACAGUGCAGGGCGUCUCCAAUUAUGUUCCUGAUUUCCUCUCCUCUCCUUGUGUCAUUUCAUUUCCAUGCUAAAGUGCUGGCCAGUUUGAUCCCUAGUUAAACAGAAGUGGCCAUUUACUGGCGGUUUAGCGAGGGGAGUAAAGGCCAUUCAACAGGCACGUUCCCAGAGCCACAACAGUUGUUUAAAUAAGUGAUUGUAUGAGGGACAAUUAAAGUUGUGUUGCGGCAAGUUUUUUUUUAAGAGAAACUGGCCAUUUUUCCUUUUAAAUGAAGACGAAAACUAAGCUUGAGCACUUGCAUGGACAUAGAAAUCUCCAGACCAUAAUAUUUGUCACUGUUCAAACAGAAAGCAGGACGAGCCAGAAGACCCUCUAAAGCCAAGACUGCAGCCACAGAGGAAGACGAGGACAAAGAAGAGGAGAAGAGAAAGUCUAAACCAGUGCCUGCCCGCUAUCUAAGAGGACCUCCACCCUCAAAACCUCAAGCUCCACAGGUAACAGCCUUCUCAGGUGUUUCUUCAAGUGUUAAAGCCACUUAAAAUGAAUUAGCUGAGGCUCUGGUUGUUUCCUGGGACUUGUUGGUGUGUGGUGUUGGGAGCUCUCUCAGCACAGAAUUCUGGAAACAAGAUGGCAUUCUCAAGAGUGGCUGGGUUUUUCUUUGAUACUACCUCAGUGAAAUAUUCAAGUAAUUUAUCUACAACUCAAAGAGGUGACCUGGAACGCAUUUUGAAUCAGAGUACAAAUCUGCUUGUUGGACAUAUGCAUUUAUAUGUGUUUUUUUGACACAUCCUGUUAUAUUAAAGGUACAGUGUGUAGUAUUUUGCGGCAUUAAACAAAGCCGACUCUGUAGAAAUGGAGUAUCUGUAUGUUUAAAUCAGUGUAAAAUCACCUGAAUAUAAAUAUCAUUUUGUUUUUAUUUAAGAAGGAGCCUUUUACACCUGCAUGAGAGCCAGUCCCUGUGCAAAUUCACAACUGCAAAGACCAAGAAAAAACCAAGUGUUUUUUGCACCCAAAUUGAUUGUAUGUAUACAGUUUUUAUGGUAAAGAGGGUCAUACCAUUUAUGCAUCACAGGAGCUUUUUGUCCUCUAAAGGCCACCAUCAUUUCACUAACAGGCCUGACUGAACAUUCCCAUUUCUACACUCAGUCCCUUUUGUAUUGGCAGGAGUAAGUCGCUGUUUGUGUUUGUUAGCAGGCUGCGCAUGUUCUUUGAUACGGAGAUAGCCACCUGCUUGCAGCACUGCUAAUGACCUUGUGCUAAUCAAGUAUGAUUAGGUUCGGAUUAGCCCUUUGUUUGUGCGUGUCUUUUGUAGCAAAGGCUGCAACAAAGCUUUGAUUUCUCUGAGGCAAAGAACUCAGUUGAUAAAUCCACUUUUAGAAAAUUUAAUUGGCGCUAUUUAAUUGUUCAAAAAGAUGAUAUAAUUAAGAAAAAAAAAAGAUAUUUUAAUGUUGCAUUUAAACGAUGAAAUGAAGCUGCACUGAAAGAAUCAGUUUCAUUGUUUAGAUUGUUUUAAAUGGUUCAUCCAUUCAACUAUAAUAUCUACUCAACACAAAACACGUCAGCUGCUCACCUGUUUCACAAUCAAAAAUUAGGCCAGGCUUUACUUUAAAAAACAAACAAAAAAAAAAAAACAGUGUGUUGAAUGGUGAAUAAGAAUUGUGUUUUGUGUUUUUAAUUUGUUGUUUGCACACAAUUUCUGUGACCCGAUACCAGGGUGCUGAUUGAGUUUCCACAUCUGAUCGUUUUUGGUGAAGCGAUUCAACCCGAUGACUUUGAAUCUAUGGGGGCAGGAGGUCUGGGGUCCUCUAUGUUAAAUAUUACUUCUUAAAUGUAAGGUUACAAAAAUAGAUUCUCACACACACUCAGUCCUCUCAAUGCACAUAGCCUCUUGUCCACCUCACCUCCUUUCGUUUCAUCUUUUCACUUCCUUCUUCAUCAGCUGUUUUAAAAUACAACAUACAAAACCAUCAAAGUAACACUAACUCACCUUUAAACAUGAUUUUUUUAUGUUCCUGCUCGCACAGUAUGUGAUUUCUGUGUGUAGACUAGUUAAUGAAGUAGCCUGUUUCAACAACUUCAAACUCUGACUGAGCACAGUGAACAGCUGCACAACACUGCUGAAACAAUGGCGGCUGGAAAUGCAGAAAGUCAGACAACAGGAGUGAUGCACUGGAGGAUGCUGCUCUCUGAUUUACCUGCAAAGCAAGUUUCACGUGUGACUUUCAACAGAGUCAAAGGAAAGAGAGUAAGAGGCGAUCAUCCACUAGUUUGAUCCAUUUUGGAGAGCUAUUGAAUACAGAUACAAAAAUAUUGAGUGUUAGGUGUGGGGAACAGUGGCGUCAUCUUGCAUAUGCUUAUAAUGUUACGCCGCCGAACAUGUAUGAAAGAAUUACAAGCUGUUGUUUUUGUUCACAGAGGGAAGAUGGAGCUUCAUCUGCUGCUGGCAGAUCACUGAGGCCGAAGAGAGUUCCUCCAACGAGAUAUGAAGAUGACAGUGAAAGUGAAGGAGAUGAUGAAGAUGAUGAAGAGGAGGAGAGGGCCAGACCCACACCCAUUCCUGCAUGCUACCUGAGAGGGCCUCCGAUCGGCCCCAGAAAUCAGACGAAACAGGUGUGAAGAUACCAGAGCUGCAUAAAGCUGCUUUUACUCUUUUUUUCUUGGGUUGAAAUUGUUUGAAAUUUUUGAAAAGAACAAUUGGAGUAUAUUUUAGUUAUUCUGCUUUGAUAGAGACGUGGAAAAACCAGAAGGCUUUUGAUGUGACUCGACUUUUUAAGCUUUGAAAAACACGAAUGUAUUAGUUCACGCGUUCACACAAUUUUAUUUAUAUUUACUUUUUGACACAUAUUCACAUUUUGGUUAGAAGAAUGUUUUUGUUAGUGAUACUUACUAAAAAGCAAACACAUAAACUACCCUUUUUAACAGAGACAUGAAUUGGAACGGAGGUACUGGGUAGCAGAAGACUUAACCAUAACCGGAAGGCCACUGGAAGGACAAGUUCACCCACAGAGGAGAAAUCACCUUGCAGCUAACUUUGACACGGAGGAAACACGCACAGACCCCUGGGAAACGUCAAAUGAGAGGCUGGUGUACCACGGAGAAGGUGGCAUGUAUCAACAGUGGUCAAACAGCGGCUACAGGGACUGUUGUGGUGAACGUAAAGAGUCUGUACUCAAGAGUCCGAAACAGGAAGCAGGUCCCUCACAGAGGAGGGGGCUGCUGACAUGGUUUGUAAAUGUGGGCUUUGUCCUCAUUCUGGGCGCUCUUCUUGGAGUUUGCCUGAGUGCAUUCAGUCACUUUUAGAGAAGAAUCUGACAGGUGGAGGCGAAGUGGCGUCUCAGGACUUCUGGGCUGACAUUUUGACGGUGAUGGGCUAAAAAAGAAAAAAAAACAUAUAUCCCACUUUUAGUCUGUUUGAAUAAAAUGAAACUGAUCAGGUUGUUGUUUUCUUGAGAUCCUGACGAGGAUCACAUGAUCCUAACUCCUGUAACUAGAGUUGGAAAAGUGCAAAAAAAGUUGGAAUAUUAUGGGAAACUUCUUUUAUUUUUAUAAGUAAUUUCACAGAGAUAAACACUUAUAUUUUUUAUUCAGUGAAUUAAAUUGAAAUAUUUCAAGCUGUCUUUUUUUUUUAUAAUUUUGAUGAUUUUGGCUCAUAGCCCAUAAAACCAGAAAUCACUCGUCAUGAAAGAUUCUGUUUUCCUUCUAAAGUCAAUAAAAAAAAGGAUUCAGAAUACAUAAAUGUUAGUUUCUGAAAAAUUGGGUUAAUUUGUACUCUCAAUAGUUGAUUGCAGCUUCUUCACAACAAAUUACCGCUUCAGCGGUGUGUGGCUGAUCAGCCUGUCGCUCUGCUGUAGUUUGCUUUGAGAGCGGUUGUCAGAAGUUCUAAAGUCUUAGAAAUACGUGGUGUUUAUUUAGUUUGAAUAGUGAUGAACUCAAAUGAAACAUUUUUAUUUUGUAAGGUGUAAUUUUUUUUUUUAAGCUCUGAGCCAUAAUUAUCAAAAUUGAAAUCCAAAAACACUUUUGAGUUUAUAUGUGAUGAGUCCAGAAUAAAUCAAAGUUUUAAUGUGUUUUUUAACUGAUGAAAUAUAUUGAACUUUUCCCAUAAUAUUUCAAUUUUUUAGCUGCACCUGAAGGCUUCAUCUUCUUCUUUACUAUGAAAUGUUGUGGCCUGUGACCAACCAGUUUUUUUUUUGACAUUUCACAUCACACAGAGGCGUUGAAGAGGACUCGCUGUCUUUAUAGAAGGAAACUAACAGUGAACAACAAUGAAAACUACUGACUUGUGCAUAUAUGUAUUUUGUAAGUAACUUAUGUAGAGCUAUGGCGCAUUUCAUAGUACGUCUGUCUGAAAAAACUGCUGAAAGAGUUUGUCACCAGGGUGAGGCGGGCUAGCAUUGACGCACUUUCUCACUGUGUGUCUGUGAAUCAGAGUCAAGUUUGGCAGGUUGUUCCUUAAAAAGGUUCACUCCAAUUAUUGCUGUCAGACUUCUUUGAGCUUAGGGGGACAAAUUCUCUAUUUUUCUCUUACCAAUCAGAAAUUAAGAACCAAAAAUAUCUCAAUAAAACACUUCAACCCAGGUUCAUAAAUACCCGAACAUUCCUUUAAAUAAUCAGAAUCUGGUAUUGAGGGUGACUGUGUGAAAAAAUGAAGUGGGCUCUUUUUUUUUUUAAAGUUAUUUCAAUUCGAGAGGAAAAGCGGGUAAAGCUUAAAACUGAGUGAAAGUGGGGAGUGAUGGGGGCUGCAGGCUGGAAAUGAACCCCAACCUUGAUGCCAACGACACCGUAUGGAGCUCUUAAUUCCAACUAGACUGCGAAUGAAUGACUUUGAAUUAGCUCAAUGGGAUGCAGUAUUGAAAGAAAUACACCAACACAAACUUUUCCCUGCGAUGAAUGCGGCACAUUGUGGUGAGCACACUCUGCAGCCUUUCAUCAGAGGGAAGGCUGUGUGAUGUAUAGAGCCGCGCUAAUUAAGAUAUGUGAACAUCUUUUGACUCUUCAGAUUUCGAACAUUCAGACUAACACAUACCUUGCUGCAGUAAGGACACUCUCCAAAAACAAUGUUGAAGCUCUGCCUGCUGGAGGGCAGCGCUCGCAGCCACUGAGGGAAGAAAAAGACCGCUUUGUCAAAUCAUUACCUUGGAUCUGAUGUGUCAGUGUCAAGUGAUAAUGCUGAUUUCAAUGCUCACUUAUUACUGAAUGCUUUAAAAGAAUGUACAAGACUAUCUGGUACUUUAAAGCAUUUUUCAGGGCUUUUAUGUGGAACUUUAGAGUCUGCUCCUGCCACUUGUUCAAGGAGAUCUCAGUAUGUGUAGUUUUUACUCAAUACGGAGUCCAUAAAGAAGUUAUGCUGCUUCCUGUGCAACAUAAAACAGCAGCACACCAACCAAACAAACCCUGACUAUUACUUACACUCAAAGUUUUAUUUCUGAAGUGUGUGGAGUGUGAUGAUUAAGCAAAUACAACAGAUUCCACCAGUCAAAAACAAAACAAAACGAAGUCCUGAUCCCUCAAAUCUUAAAAUUUCAAUUUUUUGUGUUCUUUAAUCAACUUUGGGGAAAACAAACAUUAUAGCUAGAUGUUACUAGCUGCUUUGCUGUCAGGGACAUGUUUAGCUUUCGACUGUGACAUCAUUCAGAGGACUUGUGUCGUUGCCACAAAACAUCAUGUUAGUCCGCCAUCUCUAACAUCAGCCUAACUUUGUGCCCGACAUCCGUUGACGUCUCCAUGGCAACAUUUGAUGUGCUUUUGUCUUUGUCAGCUUGCUUCCUCAGUGAUUAUCAUUUGUUUCAUGUGAUAAUCCACAGAGUGCAUGCUUGCCUGUCCACAGUGUUCCUCCCACACUGCAGGAUUUCUAAUAGCAAACAUCGAACAUGAUUUCAAUUUAGGAUUUCAAAUUGGUGCGGCCUCGAAGUCUUUGAAGCAGAUUGAGUGGAGUAAAAAUCACUCUCAACAUGACCCACACCAAAGCAAAAUUUGGCAGUGUCAGAGACCAAGUCUUUGAUGACUUUGGUUAAAAAAUCUGGUAUCUGGCCUCAAAUCAGCCUGAUGACCUUGUAUUGCGUACUGUACUUUAGUGAGGUGUAAAGAGGGCUGAGAUUUGAACACUAACAUGACUGUGCUAAAGAAGCCCUGAGACUUUUAUUAGGUGGUUGAGUAGAUUUUGCCUGGUUUAAAAAAAAAAUAAAAAUAAAAAAAAAAGUUUUUUAAUGCUUUUUAAAUUUUUUUAUUCUGUUUCAAAGUUUCUUUUUUAAACAUUUCUGUGAAAGGUCACAUCUUAGCCCUUCAGUCUAAAAAUAGAUAAAUACUGUUGUCUGCAGGUUAUUUUAAAGAUGUUAUUUUGUACUAUAUGUUUAAGCAGCAUGAGUGUCCUUGGCAUGUCAAAGGUGUCUUCUACUUUCAAGACACUUCGGUUAAAAUGACUUUCAAACUAAUGUUACUAAUAAUAUCCCUACUGUAGUUUGCAUUUGCACAGAUGGAGACUGAGUAUUUUAUUACCCCUCAGAAUUGUAAUGAUUUUUCUUAAGGGGCUGUCCAAUCAUAACUGUUACUACUGGAUGACUCCAACGUCAGUGUUCACUGGAAACUCUACCUCUACAGGGUAAAAUAAAGCAAACUUUCAUUUCAGUCUGUGUGCUGGGAUUUUAAAUAAAGACCACACUCCACAACAGAAGAUAACCAAAUCAAGGGAUGUUUAAAAUAAAGUUCUCAAAAGUUUUUUUUUUUUUUUAAUUUAGUUCGACACCUCAAAACUGUAAUAGUGGAUUUAGUUUUCUCACUUUAACAACUGCUUAGGAUCUGUCAUAACUCUAUUUUAGAUGGACUAAAUAAGUUACAUCCUUCAUAUCAGUGCAUCCAGUUCAUGUUGAUUUGUUGAUUUGAGCUGAAAGAAAGUUACUGUAAUGACUGACUGAGAGUAAUUUGUCACAACUUUCAACUUCUUUUAUUUUUAUCUUUUGAGCAAAAUGUCAAAACUAUACAGUUCCCAGUGUCACAUGUGUAAACAUGUACCUGUCAUUCUGGUCUUUUAUGAUGGUUAAUUAAUGAUUUUCUGAGUUUUUGUUCUGUAAACAAGCAAUUUUCAUAAAUCAACUCAGGUUCUCUGCGUUUGUGGUUGACAGUUUUAAUACAUGCUGACAGCUGAAUAACAAUGUGUGAUGAAAAUAAACAAUCAGAUCAACCAGUUGUAAAAAUAAAAGUAGAUGCUGCCUUAAGGUCCUAUGUUUCUGUUUGUCUGUGUACUACUUACCUCAUAAAGGCAGACCUGGUGGAAAGGCUGGCCACAGCGAGGAUCAUUACACACCUGAUCAGGGAUAGCAGCUUCAAGACGAUAAGAGUAACAGAUCCCACACUCGACACUGAAGCUCUGCACACACAGAGACAUGUGAACAAAAGUCACAAAUUCAGAAAUUUUCAGAAAACUUGCACCUCAGCCAAAAAAAUUCCAGAAAAAGCUCUAGAGCUCUAAGUAUACCACUUUUUGCUAAGGGAGCUGAUGGUAAUGGUGUUUUUUUGCAUUUAUGAGGCUCAACGCUCAAACCACGGUGGUUUUGUUUAGAAAGUAAGUGGUACCAUCAUAAAAGGCACAGCUAGUGGACACACACCCUGAGUUACACAGACCCCCAAAUUUUGAGAAAUAAGAAAAAGAAGGAUGACAAAACAUGGGUUAAAAAACAGCAGAAUUCCCCUUUAGGAUUCAAGCAUUUCCUAUCAUGACUAGGUGCUAAUCGGUCUUAAUUCAGGGCUGCACUUGUAACAUCACUCCUGAGCUUUCCUUCUCUCUACAGUCCCACCAUCACAGGCUUAUCACACACUCCUCUCUGCUCUCGUUUGCAUUUCGGUGUAAUGAGAAGCUCCUGUUUUCUGGGGCUAAGAGAGAAGGUGGCAGGUAAAAAAAAAAAAAAAAAAAAAAGAGGAAAAAAAAAUCAACAUCUGGUCAACUCAACUUUUUUACACUCCUCUGAA